AGUUUCAAUUCCUUUUUCCAAACCCCCUCUUUCACCUUCUCACACACAGAUAGAGAGGGAGAGUUUUCAAGAGAGAGAGAGAGAAAAUGUCGUCGGACUUGCAAUUGCCCCCGGGUUUCAGGUUCCACCCGACGGACGACGAGCUCGUCACGCACUACCUCUGCCGGAAAUGCGCGUCGCAGCCGAUUGCCGUCCCCAUCAUUACUGAGAUUGAUCUCUACAAGUAUGACCCUUGGGACCUUCCGGGUUUGGCCUUGUACGGGGAGAAGGAGUGGUACUUCUUUUCACCUAGGGACAGGAAAUACCCCAACGGUUCGAGGCCGAACCGUGCAGCGGGUAGGGGGUAUUGGAAGGCGACCGGGGCGGACAAGCCCAUCGGGGUUCCGAAGCCCGUCGGGAUUAAGAAGGCCCUGGUGUUUUACGCCGGAAAAGCACCCAAGGGAGAGAAAACCAAUUGGAUCAUGCACGAGUAUAGGCUGGCAGAUGUGGACCGAUCAGCCCGUAAGAAGAGCAACAAUUUGAGGCUUGAUGAUUGGGUCUUGUGCCGCAUAUACAACAAGAAAGGCAGUAUCGAGAAGCAGAACGCCGCCGCCGUCGGCCAGGGCCUGACCGGCUCGCCCGAAGCGUUCGAGCAGAAGCCGGUGAUCCAGCCCCACGGCGGCAGCGCGCUCCCGCCGGCGCCGCAGUCCGCGGCGGCGGGGAUGUUCAACGAGCUGGCGUACCUGGACACGUCGGACUCGGUGCCGAGGCUGCACACGGACUCGAGCUGCUCGGAGCACGUGUUGUCGCCGGAGUUCGCGUGCGAGCGCGAGGUCCAGAGCGAGCCGACGAAGAUGAUCGAGUGGGAGCGAGGGCUCGAUUUCCCCUUUAAUUACGUCGAUGCCACUAUGGACAGCACCUUCACCUCGCCGUUGCAGGACAUGUUCAUGUACCUCCAAAAGCCGUUUUGAUCAUGUUGGCCCCUUUCGGACUCCGGGUUGAUCGUGAGCUACACACCUAUAGUGGAGGGCUCACUAAAGGGUGCCUGGGUUCGUGAAAUUCGUGGGGUCGGAUUCUGAAGCGUCUAGGGACCGACGACACAUUGUUAAGUCGGUGCGUCGCGUUAUUGGAUAUGCCCGCCGCACGCGUCACAGGAGAUCUGGAAGGGUCUGUGAGGGUGCACGUGUGAGGGGCGUUUAGAUGGAUAGGAUAUGAAAAUUGUGGUUCCGGUGAUGGAAAGUGUUAGUACUAUGUAGAUGUCUCUGCCUAUGUUGGCAUACAACGUAGAUAGGACGCAGAUUAAUGUACAGAGCUUUUAGUUUUUUCGUUGGUGUAUACAAUGAUAUUUUGGGACGGGUUACCUGAAAUUUCAAUAGUGUUUGUUGGCAGUAACAAUGUAUAUAUAGUAAUGUAUUUCGGUGGUUUUUCAUAUUAGCAGGUUCGUUAUGCGAUUUGGGGUUUUGAA
Messenger RNA from Rhododendron vialii, 1444 nucleotides. RefSeq names its product NAC domain-containing protein 2-like. The record is from RefSeq and is a predicted model, not a curated record. Lineage: Eukaryota; Viridiplantae; Streptophyta; Magnoliopsida; Ericales; Ericaceae. Gene Ontology annotation, molecular function: DNA binding. The transcript has 3 exons. Gene Ontology annotation, biological process: regulation of DNA-templated transcription. The coding region runs from base 87 to 950 and encodes 287 amino acids.